AUGACAGGGAAGGAAGGGGCCGUAUUAUCAGAAAGUUUAAACAAACCCAAAACGGCAUCGCCCGCACAGAAUGAGGGAACUAACCACCAGCCCAAGACCAAUUCUGCCCACCCUCCCAGGUGUACAGGAUUUGGGAUCCAAGAAAUAUUGGGGUUGAAUAAAGAACCCGCCUCCGUCCCCAGGACCGUCCUGGAGUCCCUGCCGCCUGGGGCUCACCUGCUGGCGGCCAGGUCGGUGCUGAGCCCCGCUGGGGCGGGGAUGGGGAUGGGAUUAAUCGGAGCUGGAGGUAUCCCCGCUUUUUACAGCCAGCCUGCUUUUUUGGAAGUCCUGUCAGACCAGCAAAAUAUCCACCUACAGUCCUUGAAUAGGACAGCUCCUUUGAACGCCAGCCAGACAGCCAGUUCAGGUAUUUCUUCUACAAAGGAGCGAAGAAGAAAAACUGUUUUUAAAUCUUCUGUGGCCAGUCAGAGCAAAGUGCAGAAAGAAAGAAGAGGCAGAACCAUUUUCACCUCUUAUCAACUGGAGGAGUUAGAAAAAGCCUUCAACGAAGCUCACUACCCCGACGUGUAUGCCAGGGAGAUGUUAGCAAUGAAAACAGAACUACCUGAAGACCGGAUCCAGGUCUGGUUCCAGAACCGGCGUGCCAAGUGGAGGAAGCGGGAGAAGUGCUGGGGGCGCAGCAGCGUGAUGGCGGAGUACGGGCUGUAUGGAGCCAUGGUGCGACACUCAAUCCCGCUGCCCGAAUCCAUCCUCAAGUCUGCCAAGGACGGCGUUAUGGACUCCUGCGCACCCUGGCUGCUUGGAAUGCACAAAAAGUCGAUGGAGACGGUGGAGACCCCUCCCUCAGGGAAAGCCGAAGAGGCUCCACGGCCAACCAAUCCGAAACAGGAGGAGCGGGAGGUGGAGGAGAGGAGGACAGACACCAAGUCACCCAUUUCCAAAGAGGAACUGCGGGAGAACAGCAUCGCUGCACUCAGGGCAAAAGCACAGGAGCACAGCGCUAAAGUGAUGGGGACUGUAUCGAGUGAUGCACCAGGGCGCAAAAUGGAGACAGAGGAAGCAGAGGAGAAAAGCAGAGAUCAGUUAAAUCCACCAGAAGAGAAAUAA
Polyodon spathula (Mississippi paddlefish) is the source of this 1107-nucleotide messenger RNA. Its product is annotated as visual system homeobox 2-like. The coding region runs from base 1 to 1107 and encodes 368 amino acids. Gene Ontology annotation, biological process: regulation of transcription by RNA polymerase II. Gene Ontology annotation, molecular function: DNA-binding transcription factor activity, RNA polymerase II-specific; sequence-specific double-stranded DNA binding. The record is from RefSeq and is a predicted model, not a curated record. The transcript is spliced from 5 exons. Gene Ontology annotation, cellular component: nucleus. Lineage: Eukaryota; Metazoa; Chordata; Actinopteri; Acipenseriformes; Polyodontidae.